AUGGCAUUGGCUCUUCGCUCUCUCUUCCUCCUUUGCGGGUUGACCGGACUGUUGACAGGAGUUGGGUCUUUCCCUUCCAAAUUUUUCAAAGACGUGAGCUGUCCUGAAGGAUGGACACAGCUGGACUGCAAGUGUUAUAUCUUCCAAAGUGAAGAGAGGGAGUUUGCAGAUGCAGAGGCUGUUUGCAACGUUCUAGGUGGCAAUAUGGUCUCCAUUACCAGUGACUUGACGAAUGCGGUUGUGCAAGAGCUGAGUGAUGACGCUGAUCAAGUCUGGCUUGGACUUCAUGAUACCAUUGAGGAGGGAAGCUACUUUUGGACCGACGGCACAAACAAUGAGUACGAUAACUUUGCUACGGAUCAGCCAAGCAGCGACGAUGGUGACUGUGUAGAGAUGGAAACAUCAAGGAUGCUGGCCACUAGGACAUUCUUCUUGGAAUCCUGUCUUCUGUCACAAUUGAGUUCCUUGAUCAUGACGGCUCAGCUGCACGAUAACGACCUUUAA
Molecule: messenger RNA, 504 nt
Organism: Nerophis lumbriciformis (worm pipefish)
Lineage: Eukaryota; Metazoa; Chordata; Actinopteri; Syngnathiformes; Syngnathidae
Source: RefSeq, a predicted model, not a curated record